This is a messenger RNA of Myripristis murdjan (pinecone soldierfish), 999 nucleotides long. RefSeq names its product trace amine-associated receptor 13c-like. Gene Ontology annotation, molecular function: trace-amine receptor activity. The transcript has a single exon. Lineage: Eukaryota; Metazoa; Chordata; Actinopteri; Holocentriformes; Holocentridae. Gene Ontology annotation, cellular component: membrane. The record is from RefSeq and is a predicted model, not a curated record. The coding region runs from base 1 to 999 and encodes 332 amino acids. Gene Ontology annotation, biological process: G protein-coupled receptor signaling pathway.
AUGGACGGCAUGCAGGGCCCCCACCUCUGCUUCCCUCACCUCAACUCCUCCUGCAAGAAGGUGCUGCGGCCUCGCUCGGAGACGGCGCUGCUCUACACCCUGAUGUUCUCCAUCUCCCUGAUCACCGUCCUCCUCAACCUGCUCGUCAUCAUCUCCAUCAGCCACUUCCGGCAGCUCCACACCCCGAGCAACACCCUCCUCCUGUCGCUGGCCGUGUCCGACCUCCUGGUGGGGCUGGUGGUGAUGCCCAUCGAAGGUUCACGCUACACAGAGUCGUGCUGGUUGCUGGGAAAACUGAUUUGUGCUCUGAGCCCUUAUGUGUCUUACUGUCUGCUCUCAGGCUCUGUGAGCAACAUGGUGCUCAUAUCCAUUGACCGAUAUGUGGCAAUUUGUGACCCGCUUGUUUACCCUUAUAAGAUCACUUUGACUAGGGUGAAAAUCCUGAUCUGUUUCUCUUGGCUGUGUGCUGUUCUCUACAAUGCGGUUAUUCUGAUGGGACACCUGAGACACCCAGACAGGUACAGCUCCUGCCACGGCGAAUGCGUGGUGGUCAUAAGCCACAUCUCGGGAACUGUUGACCUUUUCCUCACCUUUAUUGCACCUUGCGCUACCAUGGUGUUUCUGUACGUCAGGGUGUUUGCGGUUGCCGUUGCUCAGGCGCGUGCCAUGCAGUCACACGUGGCGGCUGUCGCGUCUGCCACGGCGGUGGUGAGAGCCAGGAGAUCAGAAAGAAAGGCAGCCAAGACUCUGGGGAUUGUUAUACUUGUUUUUCUAAUGUGCUUCUGUCCAUAUUUCUAUCCCUCUCUUGCAGGUGAAGACACUUCUAACAGCCUGACAUACUUUGCAAUGUUGUCUUGGAUCAUGAUGCUCAACUCUUGUAUGAAUCCUCUGAUCUAUGCCAUGUGCUAUCCCUGGUUUAGGAAAGCUGUUAAAUACAUCAUCACUCUGAAGAUACUGCAGCCUGACUCCCACAAUGCCAUCAUACUGUCAGCCACCUGA